Molecule: messenger RNA, 1921 nt
Organism: Erythranthe guttata (spotted monkey flower)
Lineage: Eukaryota; Viridiplantae; Streptophyta; Magnoliopsida; Lamiales; Phrymaceae
Product: ammonium transporter 1 member 2
Biological process (GO): ammonium homeostasis; ammonium transmembrane transport
Cellular component (GO): plasma membrane
Molecular function (GO): ammonium channel activity
Source: RefSeq, a predicted model, not a curated record
AUUAAUUAAAAAGAAAAAAGAAAAAGAAACACACAGUAUAGUGUGUUGUGUGUGUGUGGCGCACAAUAGCCACCACAAGUCUAUAAAAUCCUAUCCCAGUAAUUUUUUUCUUCUCACACACCACCCCCAACAAAAAAAAUAAUAAUGGCUGACCCCCUGAGCUGCGCCGCCGCAGACCUCCUCCCCCUCCUCGGCGGCGGCGCUGCCAACGCCAACGCCACCGCCGCGGCAGCCUUCAUAUGCAGCCGCUUCGCCGCCGCGUCGGAGAAGCUCUCCGACUCGACGUACGCAAUCAACAGCACGUACCUCCUGUUCUCGGCGUACCUGGUGUUCGCGAUGCAGCUCGGCUUCGCGAUGCUCUGCGCCGGCUCCGUACGGGCCAAGAACACCAUGAACAUCAUGCUGACGAACGUCCUCGACGCCGCCGCCGGCGGGCUGAGCUACUACCUCUUCGGCUACGCCUUCGCCUUCGGCGGCCCAUCAAAUGGGUUCAUCGGAAAACACUUCUUCGGCCUCAGGGAAUUCCCUUCGCCGACGGCGGAUUAUAGCUUUUUUCUUUACCAGUGGGCUUUCGCCAUUGCUGCAGCAGGUAUAACAAGUGGGUCCAUCGCAGAAAGGACACAAUUUGUGGCAUAUUUAAUCUACUCCUCUUUCCUAACCGGUUUUGUGUACCCGGUUGUCUCUCAUUGGUUUUGGGCCGGAGACGGUUGGGCCGGUGCAGCCAAGUCGAGUGGCAAACUUCUCUUCAACUCGGGUGUGAUUGAUUUCGCCGGUUCAGGUGUGGUCCACAUGGUGGGCGGCAUUGCCGGUCUAUGGGGUGCCCUAAUCGAGGGUCCUCGAAUCGGCCGGUUCGACCAUUCUGGUCGAUCCGUCGCGCUGCGAGGCCACAGUGCCUCGCUGGUGGUGCUCGGCACUUUCUUACUGUGGUUCGGUUGGUACGGGUUCAACCCCGGUUCGUUUCUAACCAUAGUUAAGUCGUACGGCACUGGCAGUGGGGCCUACUACGGCCAGUGGAGUGCGAUCGGGCGGACAGCUGUCACGACUACACUGGCCGGUAGCACCGCGGCCCUGACGACCCUUUUCAGUAAAAGGGUCCUCGUGGGCCACUGGAACGUGAUUGACGUGUGCAACGGGUUGUUGGGCGGGUUUGCCGCCAUCACCUCCGGCUGCGCGGUGGUGGAGCCGUGGGCGGCGAUCGUGUGCGGUUUAGUGGCGGCGUGGGUGCUUAUCGGGCUCAAUAAGCUGGCGGAGAGAUUGAAGUACGAUGACCCGUUGGAGGCGGCACAAUUGCACGGCGGGUGCGGUGCAUGGGGGGUUUUGUUCACCGGAUUAUUUGCAACGAAAGAUUACGUGAACGAGGUUUAUCCGGGUCGGCCCGAUAGGCCGUACGGGUUGUUCAUGGGCGGUGGUGGGAGGCUAUUGGCCGCACAAAUUGUGGAAGUUUUGGUGAUUAUUGGGUGGGUUACGGCUACAAUGGCACCGCUAUUCUUGGCUUUACGAAAAUUGAAAUUGCUUAGGGUUUCGAACGAGGAUGAAACGGCGGGAAUGGACAUGACUAGGCAUGGAGGGAUGGCGUAUAUUUACCACGACGAAGGCGAUGAUUAUAACAACAAUAAUUCCAAUUUGCCACAAUUCAAGAUGAGCCGGAUCGAACCGGGGGAUACUCCCACGCCGGAGUAUCACCCCUAAUCGACCCGACCCGUGUGUGAUUUACGUUCCGAAAUUCUCGAUACUUAUUAUAAGGAAGUCAAAUUAGGUUAGUUAUUUAGAAACUCACUAUUCAAGUGGUUGCAUAAAUAAGCCAAAUUGCUCUUAAUUUUUUCUUGUAUUGAUGUUUUUGGCAAUGGGAUGGAGAGAUACUAGUUUGUAAAUCAAUUAUAUAUUAUAUGUUUUUCUUUUAUAUGAUUGGUUCACAAUCCAA